Messenger RNA from Capsicum annuum, 3624 nucleotides. RefSeq names its product squamosa promoter-binding-like protein 7. The transcript is spliced from 10 exons. Gene Ontology annotation, molecular function: DNA binding. The record is from RefSeq and is a predicted model, not a curated record. Lineage: Eukaryota; Viridiplantae; Streptophyta; Magnoliopsida; Solanales; Solanaceae. Gene Ontology annotation, cellular component: nucleus. Bases 260 to 2365 code for a protein of 701 amino acids.
UACAAAACUAUCAUGUCUGCACACCUAGCAGAUUCUUUUUUCUUUCUUUUGGCCCCAACAUGGAAUCUCUUACCCCAUUUUCGUGUCACCACCUAAUGCCACCCCCCACCCCCCACCACCGCUGACCCUGACUGCUCACCUUCCUUCCACCCACCUCCACCCAACGCACCCACCCCCCACCAAACAAAAAUCCAACUAUUAUCCCUUCCUUUCUACCCCAAAAACCCUUUCCCAUUUUCUAGGGAACUUCGUCUGAAAAAUGGAUAAUCAAGCAUUUUCACCAUCACAAACCGGAGCCGCGACCCGAUUAGCGAAUACCCACAUGACGUUUUCCGGUGUCCAUGAUGACCCGGCAACUUCCUCCCUCUUUGACUGGGCCGAUUUACUCGAAUUCAACCUCGACGAGCAAUUGACCAUCUCCUUCGAUGACCCACUUCGCCCACCGCCGGAGACACAGCCGAUGAUGGGCCCAGUUAUACCCUCUUCGGAAGAUUCGCCGCAAAGUCAGGAUACGGAAGCGGGUCGGAUCAGAAAACGGGACCCGAGGAUGGUGUGCUCCAAUUUUCUAGCGGGUCGGAUUCCAUGUGCUUGCCCUGAAUUAGAUGAGAAGAUGGAGGAAGAGGAGCUGGCUGGAAUUGGGCCCGGGAAGAAACGGGCCCGGACUGUACGGGCUUCGGCUGGUGCUGGGGCGAGGUGUCAAGUACCCGAUUGUGAAGCGGAUAUCAGUGAGCUCAAAGGGUAUCACAAGAGACAUAGAGUGUGCUUGCGUUGUGCUAAUGCAAGUGCUGUGUUGCUUGAUGGGCAUAACAAGAGAUAUUGUCAGCAGUGUGGCAAGUUUCAUAUUUUGUCAGACUUUGAUGAAGGUAAACGUAGUUGUAGAAGAAAAUUAGAGCGUCACAACAACAGGCGUAGGAGAAAAGCCACGGAUUCUUCCAAAACAUCUGCUGAAAAGGAAUCUCAGCAGGUCACAAUGGCUGAUGAUGGUAGUGGUGAUGAUGACAUUGUAAAAGAUAGCACAUGCAUGGGCAGCCAGUUAGGAGAAAAGGAAAUCCUACUAGAAUCUGAAGGACAUGUGCCAAUAGACUCCACUCAAGGUAUCCAAAAUAAUCACAGUGAUAGUUUCACAGCUUCUGGUGAAACACAGGCUGAUGCAGAAAAAGAGAACUUUAAAAGUUCCCAUUCUCCAUCCUAUUAUGACAGCAAGAGUGGCUUUUCUUCAGCGUGCCCCACUGGUCGGAUCUCAUUCAAGCUUUAUGAUUGGAACCCUGCAGAGUUCCCUCGAAGACUCCGGCACCAAAUCUUCCAAUGGUUGGCCAGUAUGCCUGUUGAGUUGGAGGGCUAUAUUCGUCCAGGUUGUACAAUCUUGACAGUUUUUGUUGCAAUGCCGACAUUCAAGUGGGGUAAGUUACUAAAAGACCCUGCUGCACACCUAUAUGAGUUGAUCGCAUCACCUGGAAACAUGCUUCGUGGAAGAGGAAGCUUUCUUGUUUAUCUCAACGACAUGGUAUUUCGUGUUACCAAAGGUGGAGAUUCAAUAGUGAAAGUCAAGUUAAAGGGACCAGCACCAAAGCUCAAGUCUAUUCAUCCCAUGUGCUUUGAGGCUGGCAAGCCUAUGGAGUUUAUUGCCUGUGGAAAUAAUCUAAUGCAGCCCCGAUUCCGGUUUCUUGUGUCAUUUGGGGGAACAUAUUUGGGGAAUGAUACCAAUGUCGUACCAUCAGGGUGUAAAAGUGAUGGUGAUUCUAGUAGCAUGGACCAUCAAUUAUUAAAGAUACAUGUCCCUAGAACCGAAGCAGGCCUUUUUGGCCCCGCUUUUGUUGAGGUCGAGAAUGAAUCUGGUUUAUCUAACUUCAUCCCCAUCCUCAUUGCGGAAAAGGAUAUUUGUGCAGAAAUGAAGGAAAUACAACGGAAGUUCUGUUGUGGAGUGUCAGAACGCACUGCUGUUUGUUCUCCAUCUGAAGCUUCCACGUCUAGAAAAUCAGAAUUCUCAGAAUUUAUGUUGGAUGUGGCGUGGUUACUGAGGGAGCCGUCAGCAGAAAAUGUUCAGAUUCUGGCGUCUGUACAGAUGCAGAGAUUUAAUUAUUUGUUGAAUAUUUUAAUGGAAAGUCAGUCGACUAUUAUUUUGGAAAGAGUACUGUCUUAUUUUGAAAAUAUGGUGAAGAGAAACAUGUUAGCUGGCAUCACUGAUGCUGACAUGAGGCUUUUUCAGAGGAAUAUUCGUGAGAAAAAUAAUCUGCUCAAGGAAAGAUUGCAUCGAAAGGAAUAUUUUGCGGGGGAUUCGAGGCAGAUUAUGCAGGAGGCAAAUACUUCUAGUCAAAUCUUCCAAAAUCACAUGCUAUCUGUUUUUCCAGUUAUCAAUCAGGCUUGAACAUGACCAAGUGCCUGCCCAUCUAAAUUAGCUUGACUUGGUGUAAAGUUCGAUUGGUUGCUUGAAGUGAAGCAAAGACAUUAUCGCUUCAUAGGUGAAGCCUUGCGCUCCAAACGCGCAAAGGGAUCCCAACUAAAUAUAAUUGAUUCAUUGGAUCUCAACUGAGGAGUUCUAUUAAUAUCGGUAUUAUUGUAUAUUGGAUACUUUGGAUACUGAAAUUAAUUGUUUUAAUUGCAAUCCAAUCACUGUAGCAUUCAUAUAUGUUUGGUAUUGUUUACUGGGCACUUUUCGCUUUUAACGAUAAUAUUUGUUCUCUUAUGGUACAUAAUGGUGGUCAUUAAUAUGUUUUACGUUUCAAAUUUGAGUAGGGAGCAUUUGAAUUACUUUUUACCUUCAGAAUGUCUUGUAACUGCUCAUUUCAUGCUUUUACGAUACAAAGUCGUGUUUUUAAACGGUGAUGACUCAUAGCUGAUGCUAAUUAACUGCAUCGGUGGCUUCCUAAUUUACAGGACACAGAGGUGGUACCAGAUAAGCACAACAUAGAGUUUGAUUCGACUUAUUGGGAGGGAACUUCUACUGUCCCACUUUUGGAUGCUGAAUUGGCAUUGAGAGUGAAGGAGGAGCAAUCAGUGAAGUCCUGUGGCUUCUUGGUUAGAAAAACAGUUGUGACGUCUCGUACUCUUGUUUUUCUAAUCACUGGUUUUGCUGUAUGUCUUGGUCUCUGUGCAACAUUCCUGCACCCUAGAAAAGUUGGUGAAUUCGCCAUGACAAUCCGGAGGUGUCUGUUUGACAGAAAUUAAAAUUGCAUGUAGCUUUUACCUAAAUGACGGUUUGCGGUCACAGAAUAUAGAUGCGAUCUCCAUUGCUCGGCCCCCCUUUAUGGCUGGUCUUGUAUGAUAUUAAUGUGUUCGCUACAACUGUAUCUCAAGAAAUUGGACAAACAUUCAUGUGUUUGCCACAACUGCAUCUGAAGAGACUGGACAGCAUUGAGUAGAGAGUUAAUGAUUAGAUCCUGAUUCCUGACCAAUGCAUUGAUGGAAGACGUGCUUCAUAGAAUUCUUGAUGUACUAUACAACCUGCGCUAUGUAAAACACAAAAACUGUAAUAGCUUUGUAGCUUCCUUAGUUGUGCUGUUUCCUGGUACAAGUAGUUGGAUGGUUAAAAGCUUUUUAUUGCGGACAUCAGUUGUCCCACAAAAGCAGGCACACAUAGCAUAUGCUGAUAUUGUUUGUGAUCAAUAACUUUUAAGGUUUGGUUAA